GUCAUGGGGCUUCUCGCGCGAAGUCUUUAAGUGGACAGUACGCAUGCGCUAACUUCCUCUUUUUCCGGCUGGAACCAUGGAGGGUGUAGAAGAAAAGAAGAAGGUUCCUGCUGUGCCAGAAACCCUUAAGAAAAAGCGAAGGAAUUUCGCAGAGCUGAAGAUCAAGCGCCUGAGAAAGAAGUUUGCCCAAAAGAUGCUGCGAAAGGCAAGGAGGAAGCUUAUCUAUGAAAAAGCAAAGCACUAUCACAAGGAAUAUAGGCAGAUGUACAGAACUGAAAUUCGAAUGGCGAGGAUGGCAAGAAAAGCUGGCAACUUCUAUGUACCUGCAGAACCCAAAUUGGCGUUUGUCAUCAGAAUCAGAGGUAUCAAUGGCGUGAGCCCAAAGGUUCGAAAGGUGUUGCAGCUUCUUCGCCUUCGUCAAAUCUUCAAUGGAACCUUUGUGAAGCUCAACAAGGCUUCGAUUAACAUGCUGAGGAUUGUAGAGCCAUAUAUUGCAUGGGGGUACCCCAAUCUGAAGUCAGUAAAUGAACUAAUCUACAAGCGUGGUUAUGGCAAAAUCAAUAAGAAGCGAAUUGCUUUGACAGAUAAUGCUUUGAUUGCUCGAUCUCUUGGUAAAUACGGCAUCAUCUGCAUGGAGGAUCUGAUUCAUGAGAUCUAUACUGUUGGAAAACGCUUCAAAGAGGCAAAUAACUUCCUGUGGCCCUUCAAAUUGUCUUCUCCACGAGGUGGAAUGAAGAAAAAGACGACCCAUUUUGUAGAAGGUGGAGAUGCUGGCAACAGGGAGGACCAGAUCAACAGGCUUAUUAGAAGAAUGAACUAAGGUGUCUACCAUGAUUAUUUUUCUAAGCUGGUUGGUUAAUAAAACAGUACCUGCUCUCAAAUUGAAA
Molecule: messenger RNA, 887 nt
Organism: Pongo pygmaeus (Bornean orangutan)
Lineage: Eukaryota; Metazoa; Chordata; Mammalia; Primates; Hominidae
Gene: RPL7
Product: ribosomal protein L7
Exons: 7
Coding region: 77-820 (247 amino acids)
Biological process (GO): maturation of LSU-rRNA from tricistronic rRNA transcript (SSU-rRNA, 5.8S rRNA, LSU-rRNA)
Cellular component (GO): cytosolic large ribosomal subunit
Molecular function (GO): structural constituent of ribosome; RNA binding
Source: RefSeq, a predicted model, not a curated record